Molecule: messenger RNA, 918 nt
Organism: Paramecium pentaurelia
Lineage: Eukaryota; Ciliophora; Oligohymenophorea; Peniculida; Parameciidae
Source: the annotation of a GenBank genome assembly
AAUGGAAUUUAAUUACGAUCAAAUUAAAGAGAAACUUAAAGGAUAUGAUCUUUAAACAAAGAUUUAAUUAAUUGCCUUGUCAUAGUGUUUAUAUGACAGAAAGAACUUAGAUCAUUAAUAGGAUUAAGAAUUAGACUAGAUGGAAGGUGAUUAUAAGAAAAGAGUUGAACCUUUAAUUGAAGCCUCAAAUUAAAUAAUUUCAGGUGAAAGAUUAGUCAAAGAAGAGGAAAUAGAAGAUUUAAAGGAAUAUUUAAAUGCUUAAGAAUAACCUAUAUUGGAUAAUCAAGAACCAAUAGAAAAUUAUUGGUCUAAAGUUUUAUUAAAUUCAAAGACAUUAAAAAAUGAAGUAAUUGGAGAUAGAGAUGAACCAUUAUUAAAGGCAAUAAAAAAUAUAAGAGGAUUUGAAAAUAAGGAAUAACACAAAUUAGGAUUGAUAUUCUAAUUUAAAGCAAAUGAUUAUUUCCCAGAGGAAGAAUUAAAAGUUGAAUUUUUAUUAGAUGAUAAAUAAGGAGAACCUCUUAAAGUUGAAAGUACAAAAAUAAAUUGGAAGGAAGGUAAGAACAUAUCAGUAAAGAUUGUUAAGAAGAAGAAUAAAUAAAAGAAGAAGGUAAAGGAAGUAGAAUAAAAGACAUUGUUUUAAUUAUUUAAGAAUUUAGAUGUAAAAGAUUGGGAGAAAUUGGAAGAAGAUAAGAAAGAAGAAUAAUAAUAGAAAAUGGAUAUGUGUUAUGAUAUUUGUAGAUUAAUUUAUGAUGAAAUAUUACCAUAUUCUUUGGAAUAUUAUUUAGAUGUACAUGUUGAAGAUGAUGAUUAUGAAGGAGAAGAUAUGGAUGAUGAUGAUGAAGAUGAUGAUGAAGAAUUAACAAAAGAAGAAGCAAUUAAAAGAAUGAAAGAAAGAAGAGGAUUCAAAAAGUGAUUUGU